ACAUUCAAAAUUCCAUGUCGAAAUCUGGUUAGAAUAGAACAUGAGAUUCUUCUCCGUGCUGAGUAGCAUCGUUAUCAGGAAUGUGAACAAGCGUGUGCCUACCCAGCUGAGACCCUUCUGGACCUCACCCAAGGGUUCGCAGACUGUCUUCUUCUGGUGUCCUACCGUCAAGUGGAGUGUAGCUUUGGCUGGGCUGUGCGAUGUGCUUAACCGACAGCCGCGAAUAAUAUCAAAAAAUCAGACUCUUGCCCUUGCGCUGAGUGGUGUCGUAUGGGCCCGCUGGUCCAUGGUUAUCAGGCCCAGGAAUUAUAACUUUAUGGCCUGCAAUGCUGUAAUGUUUGCUACCCAGGCCCUGCUACUGUGGAGAAGCAUUAGCAGUGAUCUGGUCAAGGUGUGGGAGGACUUGCAGUCCGCCCGACGAGUGUAACACACUGGCGCUGUCCCACUUUCUAAACAAAUACAACUAUUGAGGCUGUUCUGGACUGUCAUUGCGGCGCCAACAUUUCACUCGUCAAAUGUUGAUCGAUUAGUUGAUUGAAUCAAGGCAAUAGAUAAUUGAAAGGCCGC
Messenger RNA from Drosophila guanche, 567 nucleotides. RefSeq names its product mitochondrial pyruvate carrier 4. Gene Ontology annotation, biological process: pyruvate import into mitochondria. Bases 41 to 427 code for a protein of 128 amino acids. The record is from RefSeq and is a predicted model, not a curated record. Gene Ontology annotation, molecular function: pyruvate transmembrane transporter activity. Gene Ontology annotation, cellular component: mitochondrial inner membrane. Lineage: Eukaryota; Metazoa; Arthropoda; Insecta; Diptera; Drosophilidae. The transcript is spliced from 3 exons.